UUAUACCAGCAGUGUAGGCGGACCUACGUUUGUAAACUCACGUUGCACGCAAGGCAAUGCAAUGUCAACAGCAACCGAAAUGCAAGGUUAGUUUCAAUAGUUAGUUAUCAUUUCACACGCGGGUCUCCACAAAAGGAGAAGGUUGAUCAAAACUGUUCUUUGGGUUUAGAUUUUCCUUUAUUUAAUCCAUAGCUCUGUUCUGCUCAGUCACUGCCUGCAUCAGGCCAGUAGGGAUGGACAUCACAAAACACUGAAAUCAAACUGGACUGACACUCAAGAUCCAACAUGGGAAACAAACGCAAAACAUCUAGUGAGAUCGAUAAUUCAGAUGCCAGCUCAGGAUAUUUUAGCGCAUUGGACCAGACAGAUUAUGAAGAUGUGGGUCCAACAACUGCUGCACCACAGAGCAUGCAGACAGCUUCACAGGUGCCUUUCAUUCCUGGUUCGCAUUCAAGCAUCUCUCCCAUGAUCAUAAUGAACAACCUUGUACUAAAGCAGCCUAAUUUGGUGGCCCCUGCAUUAAAACCGUGGAGCUUAAAGCCUUCAUUGGAUGUGGUUCCUCAGUCCCAGCUGCUUCUCCUCCAGCCGGUCAUGCCCAGUGGUAACUGCAACACCCAAAACUCGGACAAUCAGAAAAAUCCCUGGACGUAUGCUCCCAUGCAAAACACCUUACCAAAAACUGCCCCAUACCCUUCACAUGGGUCUACUGCUUACCUUGGUCCCAAUGCCGCCAGCAAGAAGUCAAAUCAUAGUGAAAGGCUUCAGCAUCAUCGGCAUGACGACAGACCUUUUCACGGCUUGAAGCAGGAUGAGACAUUUAAAAGUUAUGACGAACAUCACAGUGAUGUUUCCUGGGGAGAAUUCAGUCACUCUGCCACAGACAUUGAUGUGGAUGACUCCAGGUCCAGGUUUUCUGACUCUGAGGAGCCCCAUACCACAAGUACACCCUUGUUCCUUUGCUCUGACUCGGUCCUCGGUUCAUACCCUCAAAAGUGUUCCAAAGCAACUUUUAACCAGACUGAUGAUGAGGAAAAUAUCUCAGAGGCGCUCUCUCCAGGUACCAGCAAACGCAAGCGCUUCUGCAACACGUACAAUAUUCUGAAUAGGUCAGGUUUGCUGGGCAUUACAUUGCGUACCAAGGAGCUUAUACGGCAAAACAAACGAUCCCAGGCCCAGCUUCGGAGUCUUCAGGCUCAGACAGAUCUAUUCUUGGAGGCCAUAGGUACUGGAGACCCAAAGGUCUGGACCAAAUUGCAGCUUAACUUCCAGAAUCUUGGAGGCCGUGAGGAAACUGCUGUGGACUUUGUAAGGGAUGUAGAGUCUGACAUUAAAGUUUCUGGUUUAAUGAUGUAGUGUACACAAUUGUGUAGACCAGGAUAUGUAAAAUGUUUUUUUUCCUGGGCCCAUUUGUAAAAAAUAAUACAUUACAUGUAAUUAUAGGGAUAUUAUUUUCAGUGUUGGGUGUAACUAGUUACUAAGUAAUUAGUUACUGUAAUUUAUACUUCAGAUGUAAUUGAACUAAAUACUAUGUAUAGAACAAUUAUAUAUAUAUAAUACGAUAGCGGAUUUUAAGAUAACAUUUUAAGUCUUGCGUAAAGGCGGGGUGCUUGAUUUUUGAAAAAACUUUGGGAAAGGGAGACGAGCCGAGUACCACACUUGUAGCCAAUCAGCAGAAAUGUGCAUGUCUACUAACCAACAUCGUUGCCAGGGUUGCAAAUGUGUGGGGCGGGUCUACCAAAAGAAGGUCCAGAUUAUAUUGGGGUAGGGGCGUGCUUGUUUAGGUGAUUUCAAAUGCCAACAUUGGGUUUCAGAGAUCAUGCACCCCGCCUUAAAGAUGCAUGUUUUCUAUGUAUCCUUCUCACUUUAAAUACUUUGAAGGGUUAUAAUGGUAACAGACUAGUUUAGUUUCCAAUUAUUAGUAAUUUGACAUUAAUAUUACUGGGAUUUUGGCUGUUUAUUACUUAAAAAACACAUGCCUUAUUCUACAUUCUUAAUCCUACCCAAUUCCUACCAAUACUUUACUAAGUACUAAUAAUAGUAGUUAGAAGUAUUGAGGCAAAAGUAGUUCAAAGUGAUAAUUGGACCCAUGUGACCAGAUUAAUUUAUGUCUAGUUUUAUAUUAUUUAUUUGAAAGUAACUAAAUGAUUUGUUUUAUGCCUGUCCUUGUAUCAUUUAUUAAAUAGGAAGUAAUUUUUGAUAAGUAAUUAAAUACUAGUAGCCUAAUUAAUCACUUUUUUACCCAACACUGGUUAUUUUUUUUGAAAUGGCUAGAUUUGUUCAAAAGGUAUUUGAGUCACUUUUCUACUUAAAAUGUUACUUUGAAGAUGUUAGUUUUUAACUUUAAAGUAGUUAAAGGUACAAUACAGCUUCAUCUGACCAAUGACACUGACCAUAUCGAACAAAUCAUAAGGGUCUGUGUGGUUAUUAAUGUUUGUUUUAACCAUAAUUUGUAAGAGAAUCAUACUUGCAUGCAAAACUAUUAGGGAAGCUUUUUACCAGAGUUAAAAAUGUGAUAGUCGAGAUUAUGUUUAAUGUACGUUUGAAAAUGCUUAUGAAUUUGUACGAAACAUUAUUUGUAUGUAAUGAGCCAAGUUAUUUACUGUCAUUUUGUUCUAAAAUAUAUCUGGUCUCUAACACUAAAUGUAUACUGUUACUAUAUGGGCAAUGGAUUUUUAAUGGUAAAUUGUAUUCUCGUGAUGUUUUAUGUAAGUCUGUAAGUCAGGGCAUAUUUGAGGUACAGUAGCACUUUUGCGAUUAUUAUUUGACUUGCCUUGUAUCACGCUAAGUUAGUUUACAAUUUUUUUAACAGAUUGUGACUCACCUUCAGUUUGGGUUGUAUGAGCAGAGCAAUGUUUUUACAAUUUUUUUUAACAGCAGUCUGCAUGCAUUUAGACUAUGACAGAGAUACUAUGAGGCUUGUCAAUGCACAGCAGUAUAUCAGAGGUUCAGAGUACAGGUGUACUGUAAUCUGGAAUGUGUUUGUAUAUGCUUGCAACAAAAAGAAAUGCAUUGUAUUUAUUAGAUCGUAAGGAUAAUUAAUGGAAUUUCCACAGCAAAAAUAUGCAAUAGCCUUGUUUAUCAUUAGUGACACGCUGUUUUGUAUUAUUUUGGUAUUCAUUUGACUUUUUAUGUGCCUUCAAAAAUAAAGGCAUUUUUCA
Molecule: messenger RNA, 3158 nt
Organism: Paramisgurnus dabryanus
Lineage: Eukaryota; Metazoa; Chordata; Actinopteri; Cypriniformes; Cobitidae
Gene: cipca
Product: CproteinK-interacting pacemaker a
Biological process (GO): negative regulation of DNA-templated transcription; negative regulation of circadian rhythm
Cellular component (GO): nucleus
Source: RefSeq, a predicted model, not a curated record